Molecule: messenger RNA, 1613 nt
Organism: Chelonoidis abingdonii (Abingdon island giant tortoise)
Lineage: Eukaryota; Metazoa; Chordata; Testudines; Testudinidae
Source: RefSeq, a predicted model, not a curated record
CUAUACAGAGGCAAUAUGAUAUUUUCUAUCUUAUUACAGGCCUUUUUCUGGUUGGUCUCCCUGCUCCUGUCAUCGUUAGUCUGGUUCAUUGCGGUUAAAGCCAGUGACCCAGGGGAUGAGCUGCUGCAGAAGGGCCUCCUGAUAUUCGGGGUCCUGUUCUCCGUGCUUCUACAGGAAGCCUUUCGAUUUCUCUACUACAAGUUGCUCAGGAAGGCAAUCGAAGGGCUAGUGGCCCUCAGCGAAGAUGGCUGCUCCCCAAUUUCCAUCCAGCAGAUGGCAUAUGUAGCUGGCUUGGGCUUUGGGCUCAUGAGCGGCGCCUUCUCCAUGAUUAACCUCCUGGCAGAUGCACUGGGGCCUGGCACUGUGGGGAUCCAUGGAGACUCGCAGCUCUACUUCCUGACCUCGGCCUUCAUGACCAUGGUGAUGAUUUUCCUUCACACCUUUUGGGGAAUCCUCUUCUUCCACGGCUGUGAGACCCAGCGCUGGUGGGAGAUGGUGGCCGUCAUCUUCACUCACCUCAUCGUGUCAGGAUUGGGCAGCAGAGUGAGACAAGCCCCCAGCCAGGAUCCUGAGGGUCCAUCAGGAGCUUCCCCCCUCAGCUGCUCCCUGCCUGCCCUGCCCGCCCUCUGGUGCUGUCAGCUGGGACCUACAGUUGCCUUCUCUGCAAUAUCAUUUCUCUCUUCUGCGAUUGGGGGACCCCCCAUUCGUUCCUGCUGGAGGCAGGUGUCCGGGGGCUCCUGCAGCCAGGGAGUAGCCAGCAGACUGUCUGAUAGCCGGGGGCUGCUCACCCUGUCCUACCAACCUCUCUCCCUCCAUGCUGUGGACAUGAACUGGUUUAGCCCACCCUUGAAAGACACAUGAUGUGAAGGGCUCUACAGAACUCACUGCGGCUGCCCCACAACCAAUGUGUGUGGGGUGGGCGCUCUCUGCCCCAUACAGGGGGAGUCCUUCUCAGCCCCAGAAGUCUGAUCUGGGCAGCAUUGCCUGGGCUGAGGGGCAAGUGAGCAGCACUGGCCUGUGGCUGUUUGCCAGGAUACGUCAAAGGGCCAAGCUGGGGAUGUCAGGCAUUAAGGAGCUGCAAUGUCCUUUCCCCUUGCCCGGAGUGGCUGUAUCACAGGGCUGAAUUCCCAGCCCUGGCCCCGAGUGCCUGGCUGCUGGUAGGGGACAGACUGCCAGGUACUGGCCUGGGAAGGUGGGUGGCAUUCGUGUGGGAAGUGCAGGACAGAUGGGUGGCAAAGGAUGAGGCUGACUGGAUGCCCAGCAGUGGCAUGGGGAGGGAGGAGGGGAUGAGUAGUGACAAAAGACUGUUGCUAAGAUGCUGGUAGGGGAAGGGUGGGGCAGGUGGUGCUGGCACAGCAUAGCUGGUAGCUGCAUGACUCGUGCAGAAAUGCUGGGAGGAGGGGCGGUCACAGAGGUUUAUCAGUGACCCUGCCCAUCUCUCUGGUGGGGUGGAUAUGAGGCGCCUGAGCUGGCACCAGCCCUGGGGAUGUGGGGUGUAAUUGGAAGCAGGGAGCCUGGUAGCCAUGCAGAGGUGCCAGGGCCAAGAGCCAAGACUGGCUGAGUUUGUAAUGGGCUUUUAUAUCAAUAAAGAGAAAUACCAGCCUCAAAGAGAA